AAUUUCGUUCCGUAUCGACUGUGUUGUGAGUACUUCGCCACGUGCCACCUACCUUCCGGCUCUUCCGUGCACCACACUAUCGAACCAGAAUCGAGCAAAGAUAAGUGAGUACGUGUACCUUGGUUCUGCCGAGGGUUGAACGAGCACAAAAACGAAUCCGGAACGAUGGCUGAUGUUGUGGAGGAAGUGAUCGCUCAGGUGCAGGAGAAUCUGACCCUGGCGGAAACACCGGAUGCGGCCACGAAUGGGACCGCCAAGGUACCGUCGACACCGGAGGGCAUGGCCCUGGCAUAUGGCACCCUGGUGGUGAUGGCCAUGCUGCCCAUCUUCUUCGGCUCGGUACGGUCGGUCAAGCACCACAAGGAGCAGAAGACCGCCUUCCAGAAGACGGGCGAGAAGCCCGACACGAUGUCGUCGCACGACGCAAUGAUGUUCCCCAUUAUGGCUUCCUGUGCCCUGUUCGGGCUGUACAUGUUCUUCAAGAUCUUCUCGAAGGAAAACAUCAACUUCCUGCUCACCGGAUACUUCUUCUUCCUGGGCGUGAUGGCCCUCUCGCACCUGCUCAGUCCCGUCAUCAGCUCGCUGAUUCCGGCCUCGAUACCGAAGAUUCCGUACCACCUCUCGUUCGUGCAGGGCCCGGCGGAAGGUGGCGACAACCAGGGCAAAAAGAAGCAGUACCUGAUUGACUACCGGUUCACAACGCACGACAUCGUGUGCUUCAUCGUGGCCCUCAUCAUUAGCGUGUGGUACCUGCUGCAGAAACAUUGGAUCGCCAACAAUCUGCUCGGCAUUGCGUUCGCCGUGAACGGAGUGGAGCUGCUGCACCUGAACAAUGUGGCCACCGGGUGCAUUCUGCUGUGCGGACUGUUUGUGUACGACAUUUUCUGGGUGUUUGGCACGAACGUGAUGGUGACGGUAGCAAAAUCCUUCGAGGCCCCCAUCAAACUGGUCUUUCCCCAGGACCUCAUCACGAACGGCCUGUCGGCGUCGAACUUUGCCGUGCUCGGCCUGGGCGAUAUCGUUAUCCCUGGCAUCUUCAUUGCGCUGCUGCUCCGUUUUGAUAACAGCCUGAAGCGCAAGAGCAACACGUACUUCUACGCCACGUACAUCGCGUACUUUGUCGGUCUGCUGGCCACAAUCUUCGUGAUGCACGUGUUUAAACACGCACAACCCGCCCUGCUGUACCUGGUACCGGCCUGUCUCGGUACACCGUUGCUGUUGGCUCUGCUCAAGGGUGACAUUAAGAAGCUUUUGGCAUACGAAGAUCAUCCGGAGGAGAAGACGAAAGAAUCGAAAAAGGAGAAGGAAGGAGACAAAUCGGCCCCACAGACGAAAAAGGAAACGAAAAAGAAGGAUUCGAAAAAGUCAAAAUAAAUCCGAUCUCACGUAGUAGCAGCCAUACCUUCGCGGCCACCACGCCAAACUUUUCCUACAGCACAGACAUAUGGGUUCCGACUCUGUUUCCAACGGAACCCGGAACGGUUUGUCCCGUUCAAGUAUACCCGGAAGUGUAAGGUGGGAGAGCUGAGGUGCGUUUUUGCGCAUUCAUCCGUUAAGGUUGGGUUAAAUUGCUUACAUUCUGUUCCGCUUGGUUCUGCAACGACGUACUGCCGCUGUGCGAUGUAGCUUUUCUAUAUACACAAAAAAUCUUAAAUGAAGGAACAAACUUACAAACCACCUGCACAAACAUUCAGAUUCUUUCCGCCAGUCGGAAGCGGGAGGGCCGAACUCUUUGGAUGGCAACAUUGUUUGUUUGCGACAAACUUACAAUUUUAAGCGACCUUAGGUAGCAUAAGCUGUAAGACUCUCGUCGGGACUGAUUUGGCUGACUUCAUUUACAGAAGGUUUAUUUCCUAAGAAUUAACGCUGGACGCGAGGCCACAUGGGGACGAUAUGCAACAAAAUGGGAAAGAAUUUGGGCCAACGCUAGGAUGAGCUCAUAGGCAAUUUUUGAUGUAAACGCGGAAAGCUGGAACAAAGGCCCAGCCGGCAGAUAGACGACAAUUAUCGUAGGUGAAACAAUCAUCUGUCCCCUUCGCAGUGCAACUAGGAGCAAACUGUAAGGUCUAGAUGGCCGAUUGGCCAGAAUUUAUGAAUGAAAGUCUCUGAUGAAUGCUUAACAAAAUACAUGAAUGAUCGCACGUU
Anopheles cruzii is the source of this 2145-nucleotide messenger RNA. Its product is annotated as minor histocompatibility antigen H13. Bases 166 to 1374 code for a protein of 402 amino acids. Gene Ontology annotation, molecular function: aspartic endopeptidase activity, intramembrane cleaving. Lineage: Eukaryota; Metazoa; Arthropoda; Insecta; Diptera; Culicidae. Gene Ontology annotation, cellular component: membrane; lumenal side of endoplasmic reticulum membrane; cytoplasmic side of endoplasmic reticulum membrane. Gene Ontology annotation, biological process: membrane protein proteolysis. The record is from RefSeq and is a predicted model, not a curated record. The transcript is spliced from 2 exons.